AUGUCCUCCUCCCCACCUCACCCUUACACCUGGCGCCAACAGAGUCACGGCGCCCUCCACCACUUUGGAGCGAUGGAUUCGAUGCACCCCGACCCCGACUCGGCGCCGCUGCCGUCCCUCGCCGACUUGCGUGAGCAAGUCGCGCGCCUCGAGGCGGCACACCGUGAACGAGGCCUCAACCUCUCGGGCCGUAUCAUCCACGUCUGCCACCAACUGCCUGUCGAGAUUGUCCGCGUCAUUCAACCCACGGCUGACGGAGCGAACGGGCUCGACAGCAUGGGUGGCCUUUCUUCCCCAAUCACACACGACUUUAAGCCCGAGGACUCGACGACGUUUGAGAGCAAGAAUGCAAAGUGGAAGAUCCACAGCCGGCGCGGGCACACCGCCAUGAUCUCGGGCAUUAGAAGCCUGAGCUUGUCGCACGAACAGCUUGUGGUUGGAUGGAGCGGCGAGGUGCUCCUCCAGCCUGCUGACCCACCUCCAACCCCUCCGUCGCGCCGGACCGAUCACCUCAAGUUCCUGCUUGAGCACACGGUCGAGCUGCACGCUAAGGUCGAGGACCCGCCGCUCAUGGCCUCCAACAGCGAGUUCUCGAAUAGCGAGCAGCAAGAGAUCGAGACUGAACUGCAUAACUUCUCUGAUCUCGAAGCAAAGCAAGAGCCAAACGGCAAGCUCACGUACAUUCCCGUCUUCCUGCCUCCAGACGUCAGCAAGGGUCACUACGAGGGCUACUGCAAGACGACCCUCUGGCCGCUCUUCCACUACCUCCUAUGGCUCGACUCAACAGCCACCAUGCCAUCCCCCGACACGAGCUGGAUCGCGUACCAAAAGGCAAACGAGCUGUUCGCCCGCCGCGUCACCCAGGUCUACCAGCCUGGCGACCUCAUCAUCGUCCACGACUACCACCUGCUCCUCGCGCCCAGGUACAUCCGCGACAAGCUGAACCUCGCGCUCGGGAUCAGCGGGAAUCUGUCCUCGGCUGCGCCCUCACCAGCCAUCGGCGCGUCGCUCCAAGCAGCACAGCAGCGUGGGAUGGACUGGGGCGUGCACAGCCUCGUAGGCGCGCUCAAGACCUCUGGGCUGAGCAACGACAACAACAGGCCGGGUUCGCCAAUCAAGGCUGCGAUGCUGGGCGAGGAUCUCAAGGCGACGACUAACGGAGGUAGCAACGGCGGGAGCCACGCUCGUCCCCACAACGAGGUCAUGAUCGGGCUCUUUGUUCACACGCCGUGGCCGAGUUCCGAGAUCUUCAGGUGUUUGCCAAAACGCAGCGAGAUCCUCGAGGGCAUGCUCGGCGCGAAUACCGUAAUCUUCCAAACGUACUCGUACUCGCGCCACUUUGUCUCGAGCUGCAUCCGCGUGUGCGGCUUCGAAUCGACCUCGACUGGGGUUGACGUCAACGGUCAGACUGUCGCGGUCAGCUACUGCCCGAUCGGCAUCGACAUCGAGAGAGUCGCAAGAGACUGCGAAUCCCCCGGCGUCACGCCCAAGGUGAAGGCGCUGCGCGAUCUGUACCACGACAAGAAGAUCAUCGUCGGCCGCGAGAAGCUCGACGCGCCCAAGGGCGUGUAUAACAAGCUCCAGGCCUUUGACAAGUUCCUCCAGGUCUACCCCGAGUGGCGUAACAAGGUCGUCCUCAUCCAGGUGACUACUCCGGCGUUAUCCGAGUCGCCGACGCUCGAGCGCAAGGUCGCCGAGCUCGUCAGCCACAUCAACGGUGCAUACGGUAGCCUCAACUUUACCCCUGUCCACCACUACCACCAAGCGAUCGAGAGAGACGAGUACUUUGCGUUACUCUCCGUGGCCGACCUCGCGCUGAUCACGUCGUUGCGCGACGGCAUGAACACGACGUCGAUGGAGUUCAUCAUAUGCCAGCAGAAGACGAACAAGUCGCCGCUCGUGCUGUCCGAAUUCAUGGGCACGAGCACGGCAUUCCGCGACGCGCUCACGAUCAACCCACACGACCUGCUGGGCGUCGCGGACGCGAUCAACCAAGGCCUGAGCAUGCCGCUCAGAGAGAAGGAGCAGCGCUCCGAGGCCAUGUACCAGAGCGUACUGGCACACACAUCCCACACAUGGGCUGCAACUGUGCUCAAGCUCCUCCUCGAGAACGUCGGGAGCGAACACACGGCGCACCAGACACCCGUGCUCGACUUGCAGGACAUGGUGCACAAGUACAAAGCCGCCCACAAACGCCUCAUGUUAUUCGACUACGACGGCACGCUCACGCCUAUCGUCAAAGUUCCUUCUCAGGCGAUCCCGACGGAACGCACACGCGCCGCGAUCCGUGAGCUCGCAGCCGACCCCAAGAACGUGGUGUACCUCAUAUCAGGGCGCGACGGCGACUUCCUCGAGGAGCACUGGGGUAUGGUGCCAAACCUGGGCUUCUCGGCUGAGCACGGCUCGUUUGUAAAGACGCCCGAGGAGGGCGAGUGGGUCAACAUGACGGAAGCUCUCGACAUGAGCUGGAUGAGCGAGGUCGAGGACAUUUUCCGGUACUACACGGAACGCACGACGGGCUCGACAAUCGAGCUCAAGAAGGCAAGCAUCACAUGGCACUAUCGCAAUGCGGACCCAGACUACGGCGAGUUCCAGUGCAAGCAGGCGCUAGACCUUCUCGAGUCGAGUCUGGCACCGAGACGGCCGAUCGAGGUCUUGGUCGGCAAGAAGAACCUCGAGGUACGUCCGCUUGCGGUCAACAAGGGCGAGAUUGUCAGACGGCUCGUGUACGAGAACCCCGACGCCGACUUUAUCAUGUGCGCCGGCGACGACAAGACGGACGAGGACAUGUUCCGGUCUCUCCGUACAAUCUUCCCACCUGGCGGACCGCGCGACGGCGAACCCGUGACCAUGAAGCCGCCCGUCGGAGUCACUGCGGCGCUGGAGCCCGACGAGGCCGACGAGCUGCCAGAGGUGAAUCUCAAGAUCCGCCCAUCAGGCGUGUUCAGCAUCACGGUCGGGCCGAGCGCCAAGAAGACGCUUGCGGGGUGGCACGUCACGACGCCCGACGAAGUCGUCGACAGCGUCGAGCACCUGCUUGCGUAG
Cutaneotrichosporon cavernicola is the source of this 3045-nucleotide messenger RNA. RefSeq lists its product as uncharacterized. Lineage: Eukaryota; Fungi; Basidiomycota; Tremellomycetes; Trichosporonales; Trichosporonaceae. The transcript is spliced from 4 exons. Gene Ontology annotation, biological process: trehalose biosynthetic process. The record is from RefSeq and is a predicted model, not a curated record. Bases 1 to 3045 code for a protein of 1014 amino acids. Gene Ontology annotation, cellular component: cytosol; alpha,alpha-trehalose-phosphate synthase complex (UDP-forming). Gene Ontology annotation, molecular function: trehalose-phosphatase activity.